GCGCGGUGGCGGCCGGCGAUAGAGCACACUCCAGUCGACUCGGUAUCGCGACAGAGUACGCGCCCGUUGCCCGCCCGCGUACAGUCGCGCGCGUAAAUAUAUUCUUUAAAGUGAAAACCCUGUGACACCCAAAUGUGAUCAGUUCUAAGUUACCUACGCUGGAUACUGCUUUAAUCAAUUGGAAAACUACAUCUCAAUCAGCGCGUUUGAAAAUAGUAAUAUGCUAUUAGAGAGCAUAUUAUAGGGUAUGUUAAGUGAGUGCAGUGUAACAGGGUACCGAGUGUAGUGGACAUGAUGUGAAGGACUAUACUACCACCAUGUGGGCGGCAGAGCUCAGUUGUAUUUUCAUAUUGUUUGGUGUGUCAGCCGGCGGCGGGGGCUGGGAGCCACUGGGUCAGCCGUACUUCGACAACAGCACGAAGCGCGAGGCCACCGCCGCCGUGGGCCAGCCCGCCUACCUGCAUUGCCGAGUCAGAAACUUAGCUGAUCGAGCUGUAUCCUGGAUUCGCAAACGUGACCUGCACAUCCUGACAGUGGGGGUGCACACAUACAGCAGCGACGCGCGGUUCGCGGCGCUCCACGCGGACGGCUCCGACGAGUGGACGCUGCGAGUGGCGCCCGCACAGCCACGCGACUCUGGCGCAUACGAGUGCCAAGUAUCCACUGAGCCGAAGAUCAGCCUGUCUUUUCGGCUCACUGUUGUUGUGUCGAAAGCGGAGAUCCUGUCUGGCCCGGAGCUGUUCGUGCGUGCGGGCUCCGACAUCAACCUUACCUGUCUCGCGAAACAUGCACCUGAUCCGCCGAGUUUCAUCUACUGGUAUCGUGGCGAGCAAGUGGUGAAUUACGCGCAACGCGGCGGUAUCAGUGUUGAAACUGAGCAGCGGACGCGGACGAGCCGGCUGCUGAUCGCACGCGCAGCGCCGCACGACUCCGGGAACUACACAUGCGCGCCUAGUAGUUCAGAGUCAGCAUCGGUAAUAGUCCACGUGUUGAGUGGGGAGCGUCCAGCGGCCAUGCAGAGCUCUGGGUCAACGCCCCCGCGUCUCAACCGCGCCGUCCUCACCACCCUGGCGGCCAUCUCUACCUUCAACCAGCGACACUGGAUCAUCUUCGCUCUCCCACUCACACAGUACAUCCCCUUCAUCUCAGCCGUGACACUCUUCACUCUCAUCGCCCUCGUGAAUAUAGCUUCAGACUAUAUCUCGCAACUCGCAGCCAACUUUACGACUUCAAGGUGACCAACUUUCGUAUAACUUCCCGAACGUUCUGAACAUCGAGGAAGUAUGUUGUAUUUAGUAUUUAAUUUUUUAUUCGAACGUUGAAUUUAAAUAGUUUUAAUUUGGGAAUUAGUUGGGAUUUUAUUAUUAUGUAUUUUGAAUACAACGAUGUAGAUCGAAUCUUUUGUGGAUUCAAAAUUGGCGACAACGUCGCUGUCAAUUGACAUUUAGGCAUUCCAAAUGCUUUUUUAGUGAAAAUGUGACAUAUAUAAAGAUUAAUUAUGCUUUUGAUUGUUAGUAGCGUCUUAAAGAACGACCGAGAAAGUAUUUAUUGAAAUAAAUAUCUUUUUAUUAUGAAGGAUUAGCGAACCAGAUUUACUUUACAAGCUCUAAGCUAGACGAUAAUCCUUGGCUGAUUCUCGAUUGUUUUUCCAGCUAACUACGCCGUAGUAAUCCCACGCUGAGAUUACGACUAAAUCGAUUUCAUUAUACCGAUCAUAGGGGGACUCAGAUUCAAUCGGGGCGCGGCUUAUCUGUACGCACACUAAGCCACCACUUGCUCUCUUUAACACGCUAUUUGCGUUCGAUCUAGUUCAAUAAACAGACCGAGACGUAUGAGAGUCGCAGAGCAGAAAAUAAACUGCCAAGAACGGAUGGAGGAAUUGAUUUUUCAUUAUUUUUUUUUAUCUUAGUUUGAAUUUUUUUGUCAUUUAUUUUUGUCUCAAGGAACAUUUCUUUUGUGAAACAAUGCGAACCCUUUGGCAGCGAAUUACGUCCGUGCUAAUUAGCUAAUUGUGUUACAGUUUCUGCCAAGGACAUUUCGAUCUCCUAAUCCAUUACGUUCUCUCUAAUGAAUGGACGAACAAACGCUUGUUUUGUGCGUAUUAUAUAUAGAUUUUGUUUAUUACAUAUAAAUGGAUGUUGCUCCUGUGUUUGCUAUCUGCAUUUGUUUAAUGGAACCGACGCCCGUUGCGGCGCAACGAGUGUGAAAAGCAGGGAAAGGCGAAAGGGUUUUUCAGUAUUAGCGUUCGUUAUGAAUGAGAACCUUUUCUAAAAGUACCGUUAUAGCUCCAACAUUCAAGUUCCACAGUAACUAAAACUCGUUAAAUAGAAAGCCUGGCAAAUAUUCUUUUACGAUUUACUGUUACAUUUUCUUCGUUGUCCACGAGGACGCGACAUUUAUUUUAUUUCAGUCCUCUAUAAUAUCUUUUAGUAGGUAUUAUCUCGGCGUCACGAGAAAGUUUCUACAAUCCAUUUUUUACCUUGUCAAACUAGUUCACGGCCAUUUCAUAGUGUCAUAACUCUCCCUUGGAAGGUGAAUAUUUUCGCAAGCUAGCACACGAGGUAACAACAAGAUAGAAAAACGCCUCAUCUUGUUGGGGUCGUUCAUUUCAUGGUUGCACGAAAUCUGUCGGAUCGGUACUAACGUUGCUAGGUUACUUUUGUUUUUACGCGACUCUCGUCCGUGCUCCGUUUGCUCAUACCGGAUGACGACACAAAAACAAAUUUACGAGUUUGUAAGUAAACGAAUAAAUGAGAAGCGUAAACGUAACGUAAGGAUGUUUGAUGAUUCAGAAUACAAUUCUCAGAAUAAUUGAAUUCCUCUUUCGUUCGCAAUCUACUGUCUGGUUGUUUACUUCGAAUUGAGCUCAGAAAUUUAAAACUUGUCAAAGACAAUCUGUAUAAAAUUACCUUUGUUUGUAGAUUAUAGACGAAUAUAUGUACAUCUUAAAAAUAUGUUAGUUAAAUCACAAUCUUUAAUGAGUAAGACAUUAGAUAUGUAAAUAUAGAUGCUGUAAAUAUAACGACCUGUAAAUAAAAUAUAAUGUGAUUGUAAUUUCUUGACAGCCAAAAAUACAUUUUUAUGUAUUAAUAAUUUCUAUGGGAGCGAGGGUUCAUACAUCGCUGACAUCUAAUACAAGUAGUUAUCGAAAGGGUUGUGUAAUAAACUAUCAAAAUAUAGAUGUAUUUAAUGAUGUUAUUUAACAAUUUAUAAGAAUGCAGAUAUAGUAAUAAAACAGUCGAAAUAUA
Messenger RNA from Pectinophora gossypiella (pink bollworm), 3248 nucleotides. Its product is annotated as hemicentin-2-like. The record is from RefSeq and is a predicted model, not a curated record. Bases 318 to 1238 code for a protein of 306 amino acids. Gene Ontology annotation, biological process: synapse organization. Gene Ontology annotation, cellular component: neuron projection membrane. NCBI's taxonomy places the organism in Eukaryota, Metazoa, Arthropoda, Insecta, Lepidoptera, Gelechiidae. The transcript has 7 exons.